GUGUUGACUACAGAGGUGUGGGUGGGUUAGUCGAGGAGAGGAAGCCGGUUCAGGUUGUAAGUGGUGUAAACGUAAAUAAUAUGGUUUCUAUAAUACCGCGAGUGUUUAGGGAGUCCCUUCCUGGACUACUACACCUGGGAAGUGGGUUCAGUAGACAGGAUGUUUUACGGACAGCUGCACCUGCUCUGCAGAGAGCGUACCAUGAAGUUACUGGUGAUGAACUUUGUCCCAAUAUGGUGCGUGGUAUAGAUCAUCUGCGAGAUCCGAGGCUAAACAAGGGUUUAGCAUUUACCUUAGCUGAAAGACAGCGCUUAGGAAUUCAUGGGCUGAUGCCUCCUAGAUUCAAAACUCAGGAAGAGCAGUUAGAACUCUGUAAAGUUAGUGUAGAACGAUACCAGGAAGAUCUGAACAAGUACUUGUACCUCAUUGAACUGCAGGAUCGCAAUGAACGGCUCUUCUUCCGGCUUCUGUCAGAAAAUGUGGAGCAGAUGAUGCCUAUUGUUUAUACUCCUACAGUCGGCCUUGCUUGCCAGAAGUUUGGUCUUAUUUACCGGAGAGCACGUGGGCUAUUCGUCACCAUCAAUGAUGCUGGACAUGUCUACAAUGUCAUCAAAAACUGGCCUGAAUCUGAUGUGCGAGCCAUUGUUGUCACAGAUGGUGAACGUAUACUUGGCCUGGGUGAUCUAGGUGCCUGUGGCAUGGGAAUUCCUGUUGGAAAACUUGCACUGUACACUGCUCUUGCUGGAAUAAAGCCUCACCAAUGUCUGCCCAUAACAAUUGAUGUAGGAACAAACAAUCAGCAAUUGCUCGAUGACCACCUCUACAUUGGCCUGAGGCAUAAAAGAGUGACUGGCGAACGAUAUGAUGCCCUCAUUGAUGAAUUCAUGCAUGCUGUUGUGAGGCGCUAUGGCCAGAAUGUACUCAUCCAAUUUGAAGACUUCGGAAAUCACAAUGCUUUCCGUUUCUUGGAUAAGUACCGUAAUAAGUACUGUACGUUCAAUGACGACAUCCAGGGCACGGCAAGUGUAGCAGUUGCAGGUUUACUGGCAUCUCGCCGUCUCACCAAUACAAGACUCUCGGAUAAUACAAUUCUCUUCUUGGGGGCUGGAGAGGCAGCAAUUGGCAUUGCAGACCUUUGUGUUCAAGCAAUGCAGACAGAGGGAACCACUCUCCAAGAAGCAAGAGAUAAGAUCUGGAUGGUUGACAUUGAUGGUUUGCUAGCCAAAAACAGACCUGAGGGCAAACUGGAUGGUCACAAGGCAUAUUAUGCUAAGGACCAUGCAGCCACAAAGAGUCUUGCUGCUGUUGUGAAGGAGAUCAAGCCUUCAAUACUAAUUGGUGCAUCAGCUGCUGGAGGAGCCUUCACACCAGAAAUUUUGAAGGAUAUGGCAUCUUUCAAUGAGAGACCUGUUAUAUUUGCUUUGAGCAAUCCAACAAGUAAAGCUGAGUGCACUGCUGAACAAGCAUAUACAAACACAGAGGGCCGCUGCAUUUUUGCCAGUGGUUCUCCGUUCCCACCUGUACAGCUUGAUGGUAAAACUUACUAUCCAGGACAAGGAAACAAUGCCUACAUUUUCCCCGGCAUUGCAUUAGGUGUUAUUGUCACAGGCAUUCAUCAUAUUGAGGAACAGCUGUUUCUUAUUGCUGCACAGACAGUUGCAGACCAUGUGACUGAUGCUGAUCUGGCUAAUGGAAGACUGUAUCCUCCUCUGGGGUGCAUAAGAGAGUGUUCAGUCAACAUUGCCACACGUAUAGCAGAGUAUGCAUACAAGAAAGGUACAGCAUCAGUAUACCCAGAGCCCGAGGACAAGCGAGCAGUAGUUUUGUCUGCUAUGUAUAAUCAUAAUUACGAAGAUGCACUACCUGAUGUAUAUCCAUGGCCUGAACUUCCUGCAUCCAAGAGUGUUACUAUAGAUAAGCCUACAAAAGCAAGGAGCAUAGAGUUGUAGGCCUAAGUAACAGAAAACCCACCAGCAAAGAAAGGGGACAGAUGGUGAAAGAACUAUAUAGGCUUCUCAUCAUCUACUCCAUAAAGAACAAGAUAUCCAUUAAAAGUAUCAGCAUCCAUAUAAAAAUAUAUUAAGUUGGAAGCAAGCAGAGGAACAAGGUGGCUUUAGAAGUGGUUACAGCCUAACAGAUGACUUACAAGUUAUGAACCAAAUUACAGAAAUAUGAAAUGAGUACAGAUUACCACUUACAAUGUAACUUGUAUAUUCUGAGAAAGCUUGUGAUGGCAUUUCAGCCACACCUGAAUAACAGACCUAGCCAUAAUGAAGGAAUACUUGUUAAUGGAAUAUAUGUGAACCACCUUCAUUCUGCUGAUGGCAUUGUUCUGUUUGACUGUAGUGUAGACAAAUGUCAGCAACAAAUGUGUGAUUUUAAAGAACAAGUUUGAAAGUAGAACAGAUAAUUAAUGUUGAGGCCAAAGUAAAGUGUAAACAACAUAUCAAAAAUAAAGUUAUGCAAGUUACAGUGAGGUCAUAGAACCAGCUGACAAAUUUGUGUGUUUCAGACAGUGACAGAACAGACAGUAAAAGGAUUAAACAGAAGAAUAAUAGUAGUCUGAAUUGCCACUUAAUCUGUUUAAAAAGAGCAAGAUGACACGGUGGUAAUUGUGCUGAGAUCCCAUUCAAGAGGAAUGAGCUUCAAAUGCUCACCCACCUAUUGAGAUUUAGCUUUUCUUUACGCAGAUGUGGCAAAUCUGGGACGAUUUUGCUGAAAAAGCCACUGCCAGCUGCUUCCUGCAUCCUUAUGUAAUUGUUCUAAUGACCUCACUGUUGACGGUAUACAGAAACUCUAUACUGCACAUAAGUGAAAUUGCAAUAACAAUUAAAUUUUACUUUGUUGGAAUUUUGUGUGGUGGCUUUUUCUCGAUGUUUUAAACAGAUGAUAGGUAAAUGUGUUAAUGGGGCCUAAUGAAGACAGUUAUUUCAUGCACGAUGAGAAUAUCUCGGCUACCUGUCAUUCAAAGUGUUUUCUUUCACUGGACUACACAGCUGAAAAUAUCAUUCACAGGGAACAUUGGAAUUUAAACAAAAAUAAAUUGUGGAAUUUUCUUAAA
Molecule: messenger RNA, 3061 nt
Organism: Schistocerca cancellata (South American locust)
Lineage: Eukaryota; Metazoa; Arthropoda; Insecta; Orthoptera; Acrididae
Gene: Men-b
Product: NADP-dependent malic enzyme
Exons: 12
Coding region: 81-1949 (622 amino acids)
Biological process (GO): malate metabolic process; pyruvate metabolic process
Cellular component (GO): mitochondrion
Molecular function (GO): malate dehydrogenase (decarboxylating) (NAD+) activity; NAD binding; malate dehydrogenase (decarboxylating) (NADP+) activity
Source: RefSeq, a predicted model, not a curated record